UCCGCCCGGACACUGAUGACGCGCUGUCAGGUCUCACCCCCAUUGGAUGACGCGAUCCCGGGGAACCAAUCAGCGUCGCCGCGGGCACUGGUUAUAAAGUCCACGCAGCCCGCGGGACUCAGACGCCCCGGAUCGCAGACGGGGACGAUGGCGCCGCGCACGCUGCUCCUGCUGCUGGCGGCCGCCCUGGCCCCGACCCAGACCCGCGCGGGCUCACACUCGAUGCGGUAUUUCGAGACCGCCGUGUCCCGGCCCGGCCUCGGGGAGCCCUGGUACAUGGAAGUCGGCUACGUGGACGACACGGAGUUCGUGCGCUUCGACAGCGACGCGGAGAAUCCGAGGAUGGAGCCGCGCGCGCGGUGGAUGGAGCAGGUGGGGCGGGAGUAUUGGGAGCUGAACACACGGAACGCCAAGGGACAUGAGCAGAGUUACCGAGUGAACCUGAGGACCGCGCUCCGCUACUACAACCAGAGCGAGGGCGGCUCUCACACGUUCCAGCGCAUGUACGGCUGUGACGUGGGGUCGGACGGGAGCCUCCUCCGCGGGUACACACAGUACGCCUACGACGGCCGCGAUUACAUCGCCCUGAACGAUGACCUGGAAACGUGGACGGCGGCGGACACGGCGGCGCAGAUCACCCGACGCAAGUGGGAGCAGGCUGGUGAAGCAGAGAUAUACAGGGCCUACCUGGAGGGCGAGUGCGUGGAGUGGCUCCUCAGACACCUGGACCGCGGGAAGGAGACGCUGCUGCGCACAGAUCCCCCAAAGGCACAUGUGACCCAUCACCCCAGAUCUGAAGGUGAAGUCACCCUGAGGUGCUGGGCCAUGGCCUUCUACCCUGCUGACAUCACCCUGACCUGGCAGUUGAAUGGGGAGGACCUGACCCAGGAUAUGGAGCUUGUGGAGACCAGGCCUUCAGGGGAUGGAACCUUCCAGAAGUGGGCAUCUGUGGUGGUGCCUCUUGGGAAGGAGCAGAGUUACACCUGCCAUGUGGAACAUGAGGGGCUGUCUGAGCCCCUCACCCUGAGAUGGGAGCCUCCUCCAUCCACUCCUUCAUCCACUGACUCUAACAUGGUGAUCAUUGCUGUUCUGGUUGUCCUUGGAGCUGUGGCCAUCAUUGGAGCUGUGGUGGCUUUUGUGAUGAAAAGGAGGAGAAACACAGCUUUUCUUCUCACAGGUGGAAAAGGAGGAGACUAUGCUCCAGCUCCAGCAUGAAGACAGCAGCCUGGAGUGAACUGAGUGACAGCAGUGUGUUGAGGUCUCUCCUGUGACAUCGCCCAGUUCUCUUUAGGCAACACUGUCUGAUGUUCCCUGUGAUCCUGUGGGCUCAUGUGAAGAACUAUGAAGCUCAGCCUGCCCCUGCACACCAGAACCCUGUCCCUGCACUGCCUGUGUUCCCUUCCACAGCCAACCUUACUGGUCCAGCCAAGCACUGGGAGACAUCUGCAUCCUGUCAGCUCCAUGCUGCCCUGAGCUGCAGCUUCUCACUUCCACACUGAGAAUAAGAAUCUGAAUGUGAAUUUGAUUGUUAACAUCUUGACCUGAGGGUUGGCUGCUAGUUAAUUUCAUGAAUUGAGAAUACUUAAGAGAUUUUUGAAGAAAUAAAUUGGCAGAUGGAGAACCUUCCAGAA
Messenger RNA from Arvicanthis niloticus (Nile rat), 1631 nucleotides. RefSeq names its product H-2 class I histocompatibility antigen, L-D alpha chain-like. NCBI's taxonomy places the organism in Eukaryota, Metazoa, Chordata, Mammalia, Rodentia, Muridae. Gene Ontology annotation, cellular component: external side of plasma membrane. The record is from RefSeq and is a predicted model, not a curated record. Gene Ontology annotation, biological process: positive regulation of T cell mediated cytotoxicity; antigen processing and presentation of endogenous peptide antigen via MHC class I via ER pathway, TAP-independent; antigen processing and presentation of endogenous peptide antigen via MHC class Ib. Gene Ontology annotation, molecular function: signaling receptor binding; peptide antigen binding.